Bombus pascuorum is the source of this 1163-nucleotide messenger RNA. RefSeq lists its product as uncharacterized. Lineage: Eukaryota; Metazoa; Arthropoda; Insecta; Hymenoptera; Apidae. The record is from RefSeq and is a predicted model, not a curated record. The coding region runs from base 520 to 1125 and encodes 201 amino acids. The transcript is spliced from 4 exons.
AUAAAAGUUUGUUUUAUGUUUAACCUGUUAACAUAAACAAAUAAUAAAGUGAAAUUGAACAACCGAAUUAUAAAUUUAUAUCUGUUAGCGGCAUUGCUAUUUCGCCUUAAUUCUGUCGAUUCGAUGAGAUUAACAUUUAUAAUUUUAGAAAUUAAUCGUUACACGUUGUAGACAGAGUUAUAAUGAUUUGCAAUUGCUAAAAUCAUUGUCUGCUAAAAACCAUAAUAUUUAAGCCUUUUUUAUAAAUGCAACUAAUUAAUAAUCCGAAAUUUUGUUCUGUAAAUGUAAGUCAGUAAUAUUCUUUGUUUAUCAUUAACGUUUGAUUAUCUAUUAUUGAUACUGCAAGUGAAUUUUGCAAAUUUUAUCUAAUAAAUCAAUGUAUUAUACGUCGUACGUUGUAUUUAUAGAUUUCAAAGAUUAUCUCUUUAAAUUAUGCCAAUAUCAUGCAUGUAUAUUAAAUUAAAAAGAAAGAUACAUUUUAGCUGCUAAUAUCUAAUUAAUUAAUACACAGCAGGAGACAUGGAAGAUAUUGAUGCCAAGAGAAACGCCAGAAGAAGGAGAAUUUUGGAAAAUUCAGAGAAACGGUUAUUAAAAAUUACUGGUAGAGAGAACGAUAAUGAAUCAAAGGUCCAGAAUAUACAUUUAAAUUCGUUCAGGGAAACAUUCAUUAUUCCAUGUAUACAAAAUGAAAUUUUACAUCCAAGUAUAAAUAACGAUAUAUCAGGUAUUGACAGUACUUCAUAUGAGACAAAAAGUUUGUCAUCUCCGUUAUUAACAAAUCGUAUAAAUUAUGUAUUAUUGGCUGUUAUUGUCAAUAUACUACUCAUAUUACAACUGGAUCAUUUAUUUGGAAAAACAAUCACAAUACCAUGCUUUCUAGUAAUGCUGGGACGUUUGUACAAUUAUAAGAAUACGCGAGAAAUGCAAGAGAAUAAUCUACUGUAUGCUGCUUUGAUCUUAUGCAAUAUUAAGCCUGAGUUAACUUAUCAAUUAAAAAAAUUAGUAACAAUAAGUCAUAUGAUAGUUGGAGAUUUAGCUUUAUACAUUUUCAGUUUCACAUUAAUAUAUUAUGGAUUCUUUUACUGUUUAUAUAAUACAGAUAUUCCUAUUAUCUUAACCGUGUAAAUUACAUAUGAAAUGUAAUUAAACACAUGAUCCGUAAA